UGUGUAGCCACGCCCUUUAAUAAAAUGGCAGCUCACAAGCUGAGACAAAAUAAGAAAAAAUCUCCUCAUGUAGAGAACAGAGAUGGUGACUCUGAGAUUGACCAAACGCUAAAGACCCUUCAGAAACCAGCAGCAUGUAACUUUAUACUUAGCAUGGUAGAAAGGUAUAUUCGUUCACUCUCUUCACCUGAUCUUGUCGUCUCGUCACUACCAAACAAAGAGAAGCUCCUUUCUCUUAUUGAUAGUUAUAUAUUGUUAGUACCUACUGCUGCUGCUUCUUCAUCUGUAGAGUGGCCUUUCAAUGUGUUUGAAGAAUUGGAGCUCCUAGAGGCACUGAGAGGACAAGUAGAAGAGAGACAACUGAGCAAAGAGAUACAGCUAGCAUUGUUUGAUACUCUUUUUGGUUUGGCAGAUGAUGAUGAGGUAGCAUCAGCGCAUCGACUGUCUUUAUUGAAGAAACUCGUAUCAUUAAGUAUCUCUGGGCUGGGGAAUGGCACAGUGCUACACUGCACCACUUACUGGAUGGAGUUAUAUCCGAUUGCAGCUGCAGAACUAGCUACUAACAUAUACUCAGAGUUUUGUGAACUAUUGCCCAAUGCAAUGGAGCCAUUGCUGGCACUAGGCAAUAACUGUCCAUCGUUUACUAAGCUCCUCAUUCUUCAUCUUACAUCUUCAUUCCCUAUAAGCUCCAGUAGUUCCAUCGGUCAUGCUUCAUGCCCUCCAUUGAGAUGUAUUCAUUUACUCUCUCAAUGGAUCCUAACUAAUCCCGAUUCUCUAACCACCUUCCCUGAUACUAGGGACUCUCCGAUUCUCAUUCGAUCGCAGAGAGUCAAACGCCCCAUCAAUGCCCCUCCGUUAAUGGGUGUGGCCCAGUGGGUAAUACUAGAGCCUCUAAUACCCGACCAGUGGAUAGUGAGGAACACAGAGAGAAGACUGAGAGGGAGGGACGAGGAGAAGCAGCUGGUCACAGAGUACAGGAGCUCAAUGUCACAGCUUCAUGCUAACCUAUUGACUUACCUCAUGUCUCUCUCGAGCUCUCCCGUUCACAUUGCAAUGACUAGUACCAGCCUUUCUUCACUGGUUGGAAGACUCUUAGAGUUUCAACAGAAAACAGCGACACUCCUCCAGGAGGAAAAGAACAAGACUGAGCUCUCGUUGGAAAGACUGUCUCAGUUUUUGCAGAUUGGUCUCGAUGUUGGAAUAGUCUCACUCAAUCCAGAUUUUUUAACAACCCUACUAUCAACUCUACCCAAGAACAGGCUACUUAACAUUGUUGUCUCCCACCACAGAAAAGGAGUGACUUAUAAAAACUGAUUAAUAUCACAUUUCUCAUCAUUAAUUCAUUAAUUUCAUGCCUAUAGUAUAAUGAUACAAACUA
Amphimedon queenslandica is the source of this 1378-nucleotide messenger RNA. RefSeq lists its product as uncharacterized. The record is from RefSeq and is a predicted model, not a curated record. NCBI's taxonomy places the organism in Eukaryota, Metazoa, Porifera, Demospongiae, Haplosclerida, Niphatidae. The transcript is spliced from 7 exons. The coding region runs from base 25 to 1314 and encodes 429 amino acids.